This is a messenger RNA of Colletotrichum higginsianum IMI 349063, 1491 nucleotides long. RefSeq names its product Cytochrome P450. The transcript is spliced from 5 exons. Bases 1 to 1491 code for a protein of 496 amino acids. Gene Ontology annotation, molecular function: oxidoreductase activity, acting on paired donors, with incorporation or reduction of molecular oxygen; iron ion binding; monooxygenase activity. The record is from RefSeq and is a predicted model, not a curated record. Lineage: Eukaryota; Fungi; Ascomycota; Sordariomycetes; Glomerellales; Glomerellaceae.
AUGAGCGAUAUCAGUUCACUUCUUGCACGGGCAACUGUGCCAGCCCUCAUCGCCCUGACGCAAUUCUCAGGGCCGUGGUGGAGCAGCCUAACACAUCUGCCUCAUAGCAGAGCGAUGGUGACGCCCAACUGCCAUGAGUGGUACGCGGAAUUGAAUGAGAAAUACGGUCCGAUUGUACGCAUAGCGCCAGGGUUACUGAUCACCUCAUCCCCCGAGGUUUGGACUCAUGUGAACAAGCAGCCCAGCUACAAACGGUCCGACUGGUAUUACCACGCUUGCCGCGUUGAAUAUCGGAGGGAUAAUGUGUUCACGCAGACAGACAACGAGAAACAUGACAUGAGACGGAAACAGAUGGCCCCAGGCUACUCUGGCAGGGAGAAUCUUGACCUCGAGCCGACGAUUGAUCAGCGUCUUGAAGAGCUGCUAUACCUGAUCAGAUCCAAGUACCUCUCUUCCAAUUCUGAAACUGUGCCAAUGGAUCUGGCAAAAAAGGUCCAAUACUUCACGCUCGAUGUGAUCAGCUCUGUCGGUCUGGGCAAGGCAUUCGGAAUGCUGCGGGCCGAUAACGAUGUGGAUGACUACCUCAAGUCGACUGAGGAAGGCCUGUCUGCCGUCGGCUUAACCGUUGCUUUGGGAGUCAGCUGGAUGGCGCAGGCACCUUUCAUCGGCAGGUUUCUUGCUCCCUCGCCAACAGACAAUAAUGGGUUUGGAAAGAUGAUCGCUGCCUGCUUUCGUUACGUCGACGAACGCACGUCAAAAGAUACCGACGAGCGGUCAGACAUGCUCGCCUCAUUCAUUCGUCACGGCUUAAGCGGUGACGAGCUACGAUCCGAGGCACUCGAGCAAAUCAUUGCGGGAUCCGAUACGACUGCAGCCGGGCUUCGAGGUACUAUUCUCCAGAUCAUGACAAACCCCCGGGUUUACGCCAAGCUUCAAAGCGAGAUUGACAUUGCUGUGGGCGACGGUACCGCUCCGCGAAAAGGCGAGGGUCUCAUUACAUUGGCACAGGCGAGGAAGUUAUCUUACUUGCAAGCCAUCAUUCGCGAGUCACUGAGGAUGCGGCCCCCCGUGGUAAACAUUUUCUCGCGAGAUACUCCGCCAGGCGGCGAUACCGUUGAGGUUGAUGGGGAAAAUGUCUUCCUACCAGAUGGUGUCUGCAUAGGAUACUCUGCGUAUGCUAUGCAUCGCAGUCGGGAAGUAUAUGGCAAGGAUGCAAACGCCUUUCGGCCAGAGAGAUGGUUUGAGCAGGAUGCCGACAAGCUUGCAAUCAUGGUGCGGACCAACGACCUUGUCUUUGGACAUGGCAAGUUCAUGUGUUUAGGGAAGCCAGUGGCGCAGAUGGAACUCUCCAAGACCAUUUUCGAGAUAUUCCGGAACUUCGAUUUGGCACCGAUUGACCCAGCUCGACCAUGGAAAGCGCAUAACUGCAUGGGUCUGUUUGUGAUUUCGGACAUGUGGGUUCAGGUUACGGAGAGAAACGCCGAAACCUGA